AUGAAGCCUCUUGCAAUUCUACUGGUAUUCAUCAUUGUUUCUAUUUGUUUUGGUGAUAUCACAAUCUAUCGUGGUACUGUAUGUGGCUGGGCUGAAUACACAACAUCUAGUCCCAUUUUAUGCAACGGGUCAGAUCCACGUCAUGGAUGUCCUUCAGGCUAUUCUCGUCAAAUGUUCAAAGAUGGUGGUGCGUAUUGUUACAAAACCAAUACAACUACCAGUAAACAAAAUGGAAUACUCGGAACUUUAUGUGGUGGUCUAGCACGUGCUCGAUGUGGUGGACUCAGUCCGAUUAACGUGUGUCCUCAAGGAUACACACAAGAUUUUCGUUAUAUAUGUUAUAAGAACGAUCCAACAAUCGCAGAUUUAUCGGGUACGGUCUGUGGUGUGAUUAAUGAAGGCAAAGGACAAACGUGUGAUAGACUAUCAGUAGGAACAUGUCCAGAAGGAUAUUAUGGAAUUGAUUUUAAACAAGAAAACUGGCAUGCCUGUUUCAAACAAUAG
Messenger RNA from Rotaria sordida, 504 nucleotides. Lineage: Eukaryota; Metazoa; Rotifera; Eurotatoria; Philodinida; Philodinidae. The record is from the annotation of a GenBank genome assembly.